UCUCGGUUAAUUAACAAAAUCGUACAAUUUUGAAAUAUUGAAGUGACCAUGGGAAGUGAACACAACGUUUGGAUCCUUUGGCUUUUUUUAUUAAUGGUGAAACUGUCGUUCGGUUUGGAGAAACAUUGGCUACCAAAUUUGGAAUGGGAAACCGCGGAAAAUUGGGUAGAAAAACGGAUACCAGAACUGGACAGUUACGUCAGAUUUCCUUUAGAUAUGAGACACGCUGUGGGAAUUGGCAGCUCUCAGGGUCUACGAUUGUCCGGGAUAGAUUUACCUAGGUCUGGAUAUCUGGUUUUGUCGAAAAAUGGAAGAAUAGAGUUUAGCGAACCAGGCAGUUCGAGGAAAACUAGUGAAUGGUUAAGAUCAGGCCACUUGUUUUGGGCCGACCCUCAAAAUUGGGGUGGAAGCUCGGAAGCAGCACCUCACUUCGAGCAAGUUCCUUGUAGGGAGGACGAUAUCGUCCUACCAGAGACAUCGCGAACAUUUAACGUUCUAAUGCCGAUGAAGAAUACCGAGGUCAGAUCGGUGAGAACGUCUGACGAGAAGCGUCCUUUCAGCCAGUGGCAAUGGUCUGAUAUGGCAGCCAGAAGAGAGUUCGAAGGACGAUUCUUUAGCGUACACUACACCGACUACAGUUGCACCUCCUGUCCUUGCCAGGACGACCCGGACGGAUAUUAUCUAGAGGAAAUUUGCGCCAUCGAAAGGCCAAAGUGUGGAUUCACACCAUGCGAGUUCCCUCUAAAGGUAGAAGGUCAUUGCUGUCGAUAUUGCGGAGGUCGCGUGUCGUUAACGUCCGAAGCGCUCGUGCCGGUGGUACGCGCUGCAGUUGAUGAAGCUUUAGAAAGACACGCGGAAAAGCUCGCUUGGCACGUUAGAUACACCUGGAAAGUGGGGGUGGAGAUUCUGAUAAAGGAAAAGGGCGAUUAUUCAGAGGUCGAUAUCAUCAAAGCGACAGAGGACGUCAAAGAAACCUUGCUAAGUAUGAAAAUCGACGUUGUGGCUACGGAAACUGCAGGGGCAGCUAUGCGAGAUCAUCGUUUAGCUGUGGCACUUAUCCCGCUCAUCGGAACGCCGUUCGUCGUCCUCUUCCUUUUCUUCCUCGGUUUCCUCUACUUCAGCUACUCUUACAGGCACAUUGCGUCAGGUUGCGCGGAAGUCUUUUCAUCGAUCAGGGACGGGGUUCGUGUGGAGAAAAUGCAAAGUGGAAAGCCGUUUGGCUUCGCUCUCUUUGAGAACAUCUCGGAAGGCAAUGUUCAAAUUGCGAAUGUCGCUGGUGCCAGUGAACCCAAAGAGAACGAGGAAAAGGCGGAUGAGGAGGAUUCGUCUUCCGGUGGGAGAUUCGAAAACCCUUUGUACAGGUCGAAGAGAAAGCUUAGAGAAGAGGGAGAGAUUCUGACAUUGGAAGCUCCACUAAGGCUGGCAACCCUGCGCGAUAAGGUUGAAGCUCAAGUUGAAGAAAUAGACAUUGAUAUCGACCAGUGAAAUAUAUUUUCUCUUAAAAAUACGAUGUAAUCAGAAAAUAUAUCGAACCCACAGCCGAUUGAUUUUUAAUUAAAAAAAUUCUGGCCUUCACUCAAUUCCUAAUGAAAAUUUACAAUUAAGAUUUGCUUUUUAUAUUACACUCUUAACUACAAAAUUAUUAUUUUAUGCCAUGAACUUGGAUUUCAACUGUCAAGGUUCGUCUUACGGUGGGAGAUUUGAAAACCUUUGUACAAAUCGAAAAGAAAAUAUAGAGAGGAGGGAGAGAUUCUGA
Messenger RNA from Ceratina calcarata, 1756 nucleotides. RefSeq lists its product as uncharacterized. The record is from RefSeq and is a predicted model, not a curated record. Gene Ontology annotation, cellular component: apical plasma membrane; endocytic vesicle. Gene Ontology annotation, biological process: intracellular protein localization; receptor-mediated endocytosis. Lineage: Eukaryota; Metazoa; Arthropoda; Insecta; Hymenoptera; Apidae. The transcript is spliced from 6 exons. The coding region runs from base 49 to 1485 and encodes 478 amino acids.